UCUGUUGCCCAUUCCGACGCACAUCCCCUCGCAGGAGAAAGCAACAGCUUCGCGGAGCGGCACGGAGCAGGACUUCUCGGAUUGCUCCUCCUGUGGCGCGCACCGCAUCCAUCCUCCCCGGGUUUCCCCCCCCCACACACACACACAUCGCUCAGGGCCGGAACGGAGCAGCGGCUCCGGAGGAUGCGCCCCCGGACGGAGGCUCGCCGUGGGUAAAAAAAAAGAAAAGAAAAGUCGCACAAAGAGAAUGAGACUGGGGAAAGAGCGCAGCGCAGCGCUCCUGUAGGAACGCGUCCACGGCUGAAGCUGGUGUUGGUGUUGGGAUAAAGAGGGGUUCCGCGCAGAGGAUUUUGGGGCUGCACCGGGGGGCCGUGAGAGCCCGCGCCAACGCCGAGGACCAUGAGAGCCGGGAGAGGAACAAAACGCUCGUCCGCGGCGCUUUGGGUCUGAGUCUCCAUCCAUCCUGAGGGGCUCCAGUCUGCACACCUUUUCUUCAUGUGGCAAACGUCUGCUUUAUGACAAUGGAUUACUUGCUGUGGGUGUGCAGCCUCGUUGUCCCCGCGGUCCUGGCCGUAGAAGAAACCCUCAUGGACAGUCGGUGGGCUACCACAGAGCUGGCUUGGACCACAUUUCCAGAAAGUGGGUGGGAGGAGGUCAGCGGCUACGACGACUCUAUGAGCCCGAUCCGAACCUACCAGGUGUGCAACGUCCGGCAGCCCAACCAGAACAACUGGCUGAGGACGGACUUUAUCCCGCGCAGGGGCGUGCUGCGCGUCUACGUGGAGCUCAAGUUCUCCGUCCGUGACUGCGCCAGCAUCCCCAACAUCCCCGGCUCCUGCAAAGAGACCUUCAACCUGUUUUACUACGAGUCGGAGGGCGACACGGCCACGGACAGCAGCCCCCUGUGGAGGGAGAACCCGUACGUCAAGGUGGAUACUAUCGCCCCCGACGAGAGCUUCUCCCUGCUGGAGGCGGGCCGGAUCAACACCAAAAUGCGCAGCUUCGGGCCCCUCUCCAAGGCGGGCUUCUAUCUGGCCUUCCAGGACCUGGGGGCCUGCAUGUCCCUCAUAUCAGUCAGGGUUUUCUUCAAGAAGUGCUCCACCACCAUUGCCAAUUUCGCCGUCUUCCCCGAGACCGCCACGGGGGCGGAGGCCACCUCCCUGGUGAUCGCCCCGGGGGCCUGCGUGACCAACGCCAUGGAGGUGUCCGUCCCACUGAAGCUCUACUGCAACGGGGACGGCGAGUGGAUGGUCCCCGUGGGCUCGUGCACCUGCGUGGCCGGCUUCGAGCCCUCUGCAGACGACACGCAGUGCCAAGCCUGCGUCCCUGGGACCUUCAAAUCCAAAUUCGGGGAGGGAUCGUGUGUUCCCUGUCCACCCAACAGCCGCACCAGUGCACGAGGAGCCAAUAUUUGUCCCUGCCAGAAUGGUUUUUACCGUUCUGACAGUGACCCUCCCGAGUCCUCCUGCACCACCAUCCCCUCGGCGCCCCGCAGCGUCAUAUCCAGCGUGAACGAGACCUCGCUGUCCCUGGAGUGGGAGGAGCCCGAGGACACGGGCGGGCGGAGCGACCUGGUCUACAACGUGGUGUGCAAGAAGUGCCUGCGCGACCGCAGCCCGUGCACCCGCUGCGACGACAACGUGGACAUCGCCCCGCGCCGGCUGGGCCUGAGGCAGAGGAAGGUGGUGGUGAGGAACCUGCAGGCCCACACCCGCUACAGCUUCGAGGUGCAGGCCGUGAACGGGGUCUCCGGGAAGAACCCCUCCUCGCCCAACUACUCCACGGUCAACAUCACCACCAACCAGGCCGCCCCCUCAGCUGUGCCUACCGUCCACUUGAUGCGCUCCACUGCAGACACUCUCAGCCUGUCAUGGCUGCCGCCCGAGAAACCAAACGGAGUCAUCCUCGACUACGAGAUAAAAUACCAAGAGAGGGGUCAGGGGAUGUCCCACACCGUCACAUCUCAGCACAGCUCCGCCAAGGUGGAGGGGCUGAGGGCGGCCACCCCUUACGUGGUGCAGGUCAGGGCUCGGACCGUCGCCGGGUACGGACGCUACAGCAACCCCAUGGACUUCAGCACAAACCUACACAGUGAUCCUCAGAAGUCCGUGCAAGACCAGCUGCCUCUGAUCAUCGGCUCGGCCUCCGCAGGCCUCGUGGUCAUCGUGGCCUUGGUGGUCAUCGCCGUCGUCUGCCUCAAGAAGCAGCGCAGCGGGUCAGAGCUGGAGUACACGGAGAAGCUGCAGCAGUACAUUUCUCCCGGGGUCAAAGUCUAUAUUGACCCCUUUACCUACGAGGACCCCAAUGACGCCAUCCACGAGUUUGCCAAAGAGAUAGACAUCUCCUGUGUGAAAAUAGAGGAAGUCAUCGGUGCAGGUGAGUUCGGGGAGGUGUGCCGCGGCCGCCUCAAGCAGCCCGGCCGCCGCGAGAUGGUGGUGGCCAUCAAGACGCUGAAGGCCGGCUACACCGAGCGCCAGAGGCGGGACUUCCUGGCCGAGGCCUCCAUCAUGGGCCAGUUCGACCACCCCAACGUCAUCCGGCUGGAGGGCGUGCUGACGCGGAGCUGCCCCGUCCUCAUCAUCACCGAGUUCAUGGAGAACGGGGCGCUGGACUCCUUCCUCAGGCUGAACGACGGGCGCUUCACCAUGACGCAGCUGGUCGGGAUGCUGCGUGGCAUUGCGGCGGGGAUGAAGUACCUGUCGGACAUGAACUACGUCCACAGAGACCUCGCCGCCCGAAACAUCCUGGUCAACAGCAACCUGGUCUGCAAGGUCUCCGACUUUGGCCUGUCGCGCUUCCUGGACGAUACCUCCGCCGACCCCACCUACACAAGUUCCCUGGGAGGGAAGAUCCCCAUUCGGUGGACUGCGCCAGAGGCCAUCGCCUUCAGGAAGUUCACCUCUGCAAGCGACGUGUGGAGUUAUGGCAUCGUUAUGUGGGAGGUGGUGUCCUACGGAGAGAGGCCUUACUGGGACAUGAGCAACCAGGAUGUGAUGACGGCCGUGGAGCAGGACUACCGGCUGCCUCCACCCAUGGACUGCCCCAUGGUGCUGCACCAGCUGAUGUUGGAGUGCUGGAUGAAGGAGAGAAACCUGAGGCCCAAGUUCUCCCGCAUCGUCAGCACCUUGGACAAGCUGCUCCGCAACGCCGCCAGCCUCAAGGUGGUGACCAGCACCUACUCAGGGGACCUGCUCCGGCUGGGAGGAACGCUGCCGGGACACAACAGGAAGAGCCCAGACAACAGUCAGGAAAUCAUUCGACAACAGAUGAGCCAAACUCUCCCCAUCAGGGUGUGACCUGCCGCACAGCGAAGCAUACCGAAUGAUUGAAAAGAAGAAGAAGAGAGAAAAAAAAACUGCCUAGGAACUCUUGAUGCAGAGAGGCUGAUGUAAAUUUGAAAAAAAAAAGAGGAAAGUAAAAGAUGGAAGCUGCGCAGCAAAAGAAGGCCACUUUGGAGAUUCCUUUCCCACUGGAGACUUAAUGUCUGUAUAAAGAGAACUUGCCAUUGCAAUGUGUGUGUUCAUUACUUGACACUUGUGGAUUCGUGACUGUUGACAUAAAGCCAAACUUCUUGUCGCUCCCUCUCAGGUUGUGUUUGCAUGCCUGCAUGUGUUUUCUGCUGGUUGGGAAUCAUGUCUUUUCUUCUCUCCACCUCCACAAUCGAGGAAGGCGAGCUCGCGGAGAUGAUGCGAAUGUUGAGAUGACGCAAACGGUGCCAAGAUGAUGCAAACAUUUGCUCAAAGCCGACUCCCAAGACAGCUUCACCUGUGUAUACCUUCAAUCCAGUCAAUCUUUUUUUUUCUUUUUCUUUUUUUUUCAAAAACUUUUUUCUUUUUUAAACCCAACCAAAUAACGUUCUUUUUCGCUUUUUCUUUUGGAGACAAGAACAUUAAAAAAAAAAGAAAAAAAGACAACUUUUCAUCCGCUUCCUCUUAUAUACCGUCUUCCACGUGGACUGGGAGAAUUACGUGUUACAAAUGUGUACAAAGCAUCCGAGUCUUCACGCUGUCUCUCUCUGUCGGAGGGGAGGUUGCAGCUCACACUGUGCGGGACACGCCAUGUGCAUGCCAAAGUGGAAACUCGUUCAUGAGAAAAAGUACCGACGAGUUUCGUGAUAGCUGUUGCUUUGGUGGCAUUUUUGCUGUGUGGGCUUUAAAGUCCAUGUUUUCUUAACCUUAACUGUUUCAUACACGCAUCGUUUAGAAUGCUAAUUUAUAAUCUGUUCAAUGCAAAAAUGUGUUUCCUUUUCUUUUGAUCUUCUUCCCUUUUUUUUACCACAACUUUUUUAUUCUGAUUGCUCGUUGGUUCGUUUUUUGUUUUUUCUGUUCUUUCUCUCUUUUUUUUUUUUACUUCCUACACAUUAAGAAACCACACAAAAAGCGAUCAAAACAAUUGUAUUCAGGAGCUGUUUGGCUCGUGCCGACAAAUUACCUUUAAGACACCGAACACACCGAGUUGAGAUCACCGUCGAGCCUGUUUUUUUGUUUUUUUUUCUCUCUAGUCUUUUCACAGAUUAAAAAGGCCUAGAGCUGGGCUGCGUUGUAUAUUUUACUUUGGACGUGUUUCGAAGGCCAGCGGAAAUUUGAAAUGGUGGCCGGAUGUUGUUCUUGGUGAACUUCGAAUUAACUUUGCAGAAGAGCGAUGUAGAACAAAUCGCUCGCUGCUUUGUUUCUCCUCAUCGGUGUUUCUUUAGAGCUCCAACCGUCAGAGCAGUUCCUAUUUAAAACAGCUGCCUGUAUAUAACACUGUAUUUGUAUUAGACAGAUCCAAUAAGCAUUUUCAGCUCUCUGACCUGACUUUGGCCUCUCUAUGACCCCUCGUUUAUAUGCCUGUUUCUUUAUUGUCGGGGAGCAAACAUAUGGGGAAAUUACAGUUUAAACAGUCAUUGCAUAUCUGAAACUAUACAGUAUGUCACAGUGAAAGAAGAAAACGUGUCUGUUAGGGCAGACUUUCCUGUACAAUUAAAGGUGUAUUAGAUUAUAAAAAAACAUGUGAGAAAACUAGAACAAAAAUAAGCAUUUCUCUUUCAGUAUUUUUACGAUAAUCAUAUGCAAAUAAAUUAUUAAACAGAUCUCUGGCAUUCUCUUUGAUUUCUCGGCGGGUUCAGUAGGCCGAAGUUUCA
Molecule: messenger RNA, 5122 nt
Organism: Menidia menidia (Atlantic silverside)
Lineage: Eukaryota; Metazoa; Chordata; Actinopteri; Atheriniformes; Atherinopsidae
Source: the annotation of a GenBank genome assembly